AUUCAUUCCUUGAGACUCUUGGUUGCAACAAAACUAGAAAUGGACGGAAUUUAUCGCAGUUAAGUGAUAAUUAAUUAAAUAUUAUGCUAAUUCAUGACUCGAAUCCCAAAUAUGGCUAAUGAGGGUGUGUAAUUGAGCGAGCGGACCCGACUCACUAACUAGCUACCACCAUCUGGGAGCGUGUGCUGUUACCCUAUCCAUCUGCCCUAUCCAUCUACUGUUUGCAGAAAGGCUCUAAUACGAUAAUGGAUGACGAGAUUGAGUACCUAGGUACCAAGCCUGCCUCUGUGAAUCGACCAGCAAACAAUCGCCCCUUUCUAGGCGCCCUGCAGCCGACAGGCAUCACUCUUCAUAUCGAAAAGUACGGGGGCGAGAUUGCAGAGACUAUGACUUUUCAGAAGCCAAAAGGCAACACAAUAGCUAUAGGCAGACGACCACCCAAAGUCGAUGCAGACCAAUCAAAGCGAGACCAGGAGGAGGGCAAGGCCAUGUUCAGAUGCCCUGUCGUUAGCAGAAAGCAUGCUCAGAUAAUGUUCUCAGAUGCUGGCAAUGUGUUUCUCAUUGAUCUGGGUUCACACCAUGGCACCCAUCUGCGAAAGCCGGACCUGCCUGUCUCUACAAUGCUUCGUUCUGAAAUGCCCACGGCCCUGUCUACGAAUGAUAUCAUCACGUUCGGCAAAUCCGUUGGUAGGGGCGGUGAUAUGGUUCGACCGGUGGUUGCUCGGGUCGAAUUGCUCUUCAAUCAGCCCGUUUCAGCAUUCAGGCCUCUUAUUGUCCCAGAUUCGCCAACAAGUUCAGAGGGGUCCGCAAAAUCCACUGGCCGGUAUGGUGUUCGCGUAUCAUCCCCGGAGUCCUCUUCCGGAUCUGAUCAUGACUCGGAUAUCGAAGAGCUGUGUUCGCCAUCACUUGUACCGUCCAACGACGGUGGUCCUCCCCAGUGCUUUGAUUCUUUAUUAGGCCGAGCCUCUCAAGUCUUAAAGAAACUCAUCCCGCCCGCUCAUUCAGCGCAUUUGAGCCAGAUCCCCCCCAUCACCAGUCAUGUAUUCUUCUCUCGCAGCCCUCAGCCACCGUCAGAAUUCGUCGGGUCUCCGGGACUGCGCUCACCCGCGAUGAAUCCCCUUGACCAUGAUGAUGCUAUUCCAUCUCCGCCCCGUUUUGAUCUGUCCUAUCAUGAUCUCUACCAACCUGAAGACCAUGCUAGAUCCGCUUCCCCGAUGGAACUUGGUAGCCCGUCAUCUGUGUCUGCACCGCUCUUACAGAGCCCUCUAGAGAACGUACUCAAUGAACCUGUUGUAGUUGGGGCGUGGCCCUCGCCACCGAGUCAGAGAUCCUUAUCGCUCCUCCCAGAGCCCUCUCUGGAUGAGGGCAUCGGGAAAGUUGCUUCUGAGGCUGCCGGAGAUGUACCUCCGGCUGAGGUUGCCACCCCUUCCUUUGACAUAAACGCUGCCCUGGACGAAGUCAAGGAUGAGGUAUCGAAGCUGCAUGUCCUGCGUCGCAAGUACAAACUCAGAUUCAACGCUAAUGCCCAUAUUGUGAAGGAUAAGUUAAGUGAUCUAGAUGAAAGGGUGACUGAUGUGAACGGGCUAUGCAACUCGCUCAUUGAGCAAGUCGACAACUUGUGUCAUAUGGACAUUCCAGAUCUGCAGGCGCAAAUUGAUUCCCUGCAGGAUCGGGAACAAGGCCAGGAGGAUCUUUUGAGUGAAAGGGAGGACGCCCAGGCCAACAUCCAGGCUCUUCGUGACCUCGUUGCUGAUACGCGAACGCUUCGUGAGACCACCGAACAGCAGAUGGCUGCAGAGCUGGAAGCUGUGCGACGGGCUCGUGAAGCGGCUAUCAACGCGAUGUCAGAGACACCCUCUCCGAUGUCCUUGAAGCGAAAGCGCGACGAAAGUGAGGUCGAAGAUGUGUCAGCUCCUGCGAAUAGUGCCAUUGCCAUCAUCCCGGUCCAUUCCCGCAAACGCGUGAGAAUUGCGUCCGUCAUGGUUCAAACGACGGCCACAGUUGCCCUUGGGGCGGUGGCUACUUGGGCCGCAUUGGCGUUCAGUUGAACGAACAUAUUCUCGUCGAAACCUGGACAUUAUCAUGGUGUUCAGUGACAUGGACGUGUAAGAUCAUGGCGGAAUAUGAAUGUAGUAUGUGAUGUAGGACCACUAUAGGCGUUAUUUAUGCGAAGACAAUGUUGUAGGCUAAGAAGGGUACUAUGCAAUUGAAAUUUUUCUUGGUAUCUACUCCUAGCUUGGGUUAUUUAUGUAGUAAACGCAAUAAGCGGUCUGCGAAAUGUUUUUUCACGCACU
Molecule: messenger RNA, 2294 nt
Organism: Guyanagaster necrorhizus
Lineage: Eukaryota; Fungi; Basidiomycota; Agaricomycetes; Agaricales; Physalacriaceae
Exons: 6
Coding region: 246-2048 (600 amino acids)
Molecular function (GO): protein binding
Source: RefSeq, a predicted model, not a curated record